Panicum hallii is the source of this 730-nucleotide messenger RNA. RefSeq lists its product as uncharacterized. Lineage: Eukaryota; Viridiplantae; Streptophyta; Magnoliopsida; Poales; Poaceae. The coding region runs from base 70 to 594 and encodes 174 amino acids. The transcript is spliced from 2 exons. The record is from RefSeq and is a predicted model, not a curated record.
CCUCUCCCCAGGUGACAGCGCUGGACAGUUCCAGGAGACUGCUGUGGCGGCGACGGCGACGACGGCGCCAUGUCCAAGUGGGGUAGCUCGGCUACUCAAUCGAGGGGCAGUGGAGCGUCCAGGAUAGUUGAGCGCCAUCUGGAGCCAAGCUCGAUGUGGGAGCUGCAGCCAUAUCCUCUUGGUAAGGAGACUGGACUCCCCUUGAUCCCAUGCCCUGACUGUGGGAUGGCGAGGGUGAUAGAGAGGCGGUCAGGGAAGGACACGACCGAGAACUACCUGCGUGUGUUCUUCAAAUGUCCACGGAACUCAUUUCCUAAGCUUUGCGGGUUCUAUAAUUUCCAAAGGCAGUAUUUGGAUAAGCUGGAGGAGCUUGGCAUUGUCGCAAUCCACAAAUUCCCCCUGGCAGUGGACAUUGGUGAUGAAGCUGAAGAGGUAGCAGAUGCAUCAUCUGGGAGAAUGGUCAUGAAUAUGCGGGCUGGUGAACUACAGAUUGAGGCCAAGGUGGACAAUCUUGCGUGCAAGUUCAACCUUUUGAUGUCUGUUUUAGUAGUUGGUCUUGGCUGUGUGUUGAUGUAUGUUGCAGGCAGGCAGUGAAGUCAAGUUCACUGCAUAAUGUAUUUUAGUCUUUGUAGGUGAUGGUUGCAGUGUAGUAUGAACAAUGCAAUCUGGUGCAGUUGGUCUUCACUUUUGUAAUGUAAGAACAAGGUGGUGCAUUUUCUAGCAUUGCAAU